AUGGGUGGGGGCUGUCUUCUUGCUUCCCAGUAUCUUUGGCUUUUGUCCUUGUCUUUAGAGCUGGACACCGAAUCAGGUGGGUCUGCGUUGUCUUUAGAGCUGGACACCGAAUCAGGUGGGUCAUCACCAUUUCCUCCGCUAGACACCGAAUCAGGUGGGUCUUCUCCAUUUCCUCCUUUGAACACCGAAUCAGGUGGGUCUUCUCCAUUUCCUCCUGUAUACCAGUAUCUUUGGCUUUCCGUACUUGUCUUUAGGGCUGGAUAUGAUCAGAUGGGUCUUCUCCAUUUCCUCAUCUUUAAUUUCGUUGCCUUCUCCUUUGUUCGAGCUUUAAGUUCGUUGCACCUUGACUGUAUACUCCCAAUCUUUGAAGGUGUUUUGCCAGGCAAUCCGUCGUCGGGUCGAAGAGUGCCACUGUCCACUGUUUCUCCUUUCUUCGAGGUAAGACUCAGCAACGGCUUCGAUUCUUGGCCAGUCGGCCGGAGAGUGCCACUGUCCACUGUUGAACGGCUUCGAUUCCUGGCCAGUCGGUUAUAUCGGAGAGUGCCAACUGUUCUCCUUUGUUCGAGCUUUAAGUUCGUUGCACCUUGA
This is a messenger RNA of Rodentolepis nana, 588 nucleotides long. Lineage: Eukaryota; Metazoa; Platyhelminthes; Cestoda; Cyclophyllidea; Hymenolepididae. The record is from the annotation of a GenBank genome assembly.